CGCAGAAAUGUCACAGUUGCACCUCGGUCACCUAGACUAAAAGGAGUUUGUAUGGCCAAGUCAAGGGAAGAGUGAGAUGAACAGAUGAAAUCGUUUAAGUUAUGAGGAACACUGGCCUGUGGGUUUUCCCACUAAAAAGGCUCAUUGCUUUUUCCUGCCUAUGGAUUUCUGCAGCGUACUGUGCUUUCUCAAGGAACUGCCAAAACUUAUGUACAAGUAACCUGGAAGGAGAACUUGGAAUUACUAACCUUUGCAAUGUUAGCGACAUCACUGGAGCGUGUACACAGGGAUGUCAGUUUUGGAAUGCAACUGUGCAAACUGACUGUCCACUGAAGUGUAACGAGACAUAUACUAGAGCAUGUGAGACAGUUUCCUGUAAGUUUGGCUGUAGCUGUGCAGAGGAUGCAUAUGGAGUUGAAGCACUAAACUACUUGAACAAACCUAGUGCACCAUUUGCAUCUGUCAUUGGAAACCACAGUGUCACACUAGGGUGGAAGGCAGCUAACAUCUCUGGGGUGAAAUAUGUUAUCCAGUGGAAGUUCAACAAGCUCCCUGGUGACUGGAGGUACACAGAGGUAGUAUCUGAGACUUCAUAUACCGUCAAAGACCUUCAGGCCUUCACAGAAUACGUGUUUCAAGUAGUUUGGAUCAUUACAUCUCAGCUGCAGCUCCAUUCCCCACCUAGUCCCAGCUACCGGACACAGGCUUUUGGAGUUCCUGCAACAGCUCCUGUCAUUAAAGACAUUCAGAGUUCAAGUCCAAACACUGUUGAAGUUAGUUGGUCUCCACCACUUUUUCCAAAUGGAUUGAUUAUUGGAUAUAACUUGCUCCUGACCAGUGAGAAACAUGAAUUGUUGAGAGCCUCAAGAGGGCACAGUUUUCAGUUCUACUCCACCUUCCCAAACACCACUUACAGGUUCAGUAUUGUGGCAGUAAAUGAGGUUGGUGCUGGACCCUCUGCCGAAGCCAACAUCACAACCCCACCAUCCAAAGUUAAGGAAAAAGCAGCAUGGCUCUUCCUAUCUAGAAAAGAAUCUUUAAGGAAGAGAUACACAGGACAUUUCCUGGAAGCUGCUCAGUGCCUACCAAAUGGUAAUAUACACCACAACAUCACAGGAAUUUCUGUGAAUAUUUAUCAGAAAGUCGUCUAUUUUUCUGAAGGGAAUUCUAUCUGGGUGAAAGGAGCUGCAAAUAUGUCUGAUGUAUCUGACCUAUUGCUCUUUUAUGCUGGCCGGGGGAAUAUUGUGUCCAUCUCAGUAGACUGGCUUUACCAGAGGAUAUACUUUGUCAUGAAUGAAAAGAUACAUGUCUGCCAUUUAGAGAACUGCACGGUAGCUGAAGACAUCACUCCUCUUUACAUGACAUCCCCUAGGAAAGUUAUAGCUGAUCCCUAUAAUGGUUAUAUUUUCUGUCUCCUGGAGGAUGGCAUAUACAGAGCAAACCUUCCACUCUUUCCUGGCACUGCCUCCGCAGCUUCACCAGUGGUGAGAUCCAGUGCUCUGAGAACCUUCAUGAUCAACUUCCAAUCUAAGAGACUCAUUUUCUUCAACAAAACAGAACAGGCCUUUGUGUCAGGUUUUCUUGAUGGUUCAGAGUUUCACACACUGCGAUCACAUGUGCCAUUUAAUGACAUGGAGAGCUUCGUUUAUGAGGAUAACACGUUUACAGUCACAAAUGGCUUGGCAGUUUUCCACGAGGAGGUUUCUCCAGUGGGAAGUUCUAGCUUCAAUGAGUACAUCGUGGACUGCAAUUUGGCAUACCCAGAGUACUUUGGCAUUGGCAACUUGGUUUUCUAUGGGCCAUCAACUCAGCCUUUUCCUUUACCAACUGCUCCUCAUCUUGUCACGGCUCUGUUUGGAGCGGACCGAGCCGUGAUCAGCUGGAGACCACCUGAACACACCAUUGGAACCAGUUUAUCUGCUUGGCAGAACUGGACCUAUGAUGUGAAAGUGUCACCUCAGAACCCAUCUGAGGAGGAAUGGAUUGUCUCAAAUAUUAGUAACACAAGGCUUGCAGUGAAGGGGCUGGCCAGCUUCACAGUGUAUGAGGUAUCAGUCAGAGCUGUGUCUCCUGCCGGUGCAGGGCCAUGGUCAGAGUUAUUCAGAGGUACAACUUUAGAAGCAGUGGAAGAGGAACCUUAUAUGUUGGCUGUGGGGCCUGAAGGUCUCUGGAAGAAGAGAUUGGAUAGCUAUGGGCCAGGAGAACUCCUCUAUCCUCAUAUAAGAAAUGUUUCAGACCUCGAUUGGUAUAAUAACACUCUUUAUUGGAUUAAUUCCAUGGGGGAAGUUCAGACCUGGACAUUGGACAAAAAAAAGGGUACCACUGAGAGCACUUAUGUAUCUGACGUCAGAAAUGCAAGGACAUUGGCCUUUGAUUGGUUGGGUCAGUGCUUGUAUUGGGCUGGCAAAGCAAAUACGAUCUACAGAAAAUCACUGUGGGGAGACCAUAUAGAUGUUGUAGCUCAUGCUGUGUUCCCAGUGAAGGAUCUAGUUGUGGAUUCAGUAAAUGGCUAUUUAUACUGGGCCACAAUGUAUUCAGUGGAGAGCACAAGAUUGAAUGGAGAAGAGUAUUUCAUGUUACAAGAGCAGCUACAAUUUUCUGGUAAACAGGUGGUUGGUGUAACUUUGGAUCUCACCUAUGGUUUUCUUUACUGGGUUGUACAAGAUAAUCUAUGCCUAAACCUAUACAGGGCUUCUCUCUGCAAAGAAGGUUGUGGUAAUGCCAUCAUCACGGAAUUUCCAGCAUGGAGUACUUCAGAAAUAUCUCUGGGUGCGCUGGAAUACUACAGUGGUCGUCUGUUCUGGAUUAAUAGGCUUCAGAUCAUUACAGUCCAGGAAGUCAAUCAGAGCAUUAGCAUUCCCUUCUCACAACCAGCACAGUUUACAGCCUUCACCCUUGUUCAGGCAUCACUUAAACCUUUGCCAGGAAAUUUUACUUCUACUCCAAAAGUGAUUCCAGAUUCAGUGCCAGAGUCUUCUUUUAGAAUUAAAGGAAAUUCCUCAAGUUUCCAUAUCACUUGGAGUCCCUCUACAAAGGUGGAAUGGGGAACUGUCUUUUACUGCGUGGGAUCAAAAGCUCUACAAGUGAGGUCUCUGGAGAGUGAAGGAUGCCUUCACCCCCAUGAUCUGACUGUGCCAUCCUACCGAGUGGAUUGGCUGGAACCAUUUGCACUCUUUGAUUUUACUGUCACUCCAUACACUUACUGGGGCAAGGCACCAAUGACAUCUGUAUCCCUUCGAGCCCCUGAAGGAGUUCCUUCAGCCCCUAGGAACCCUAGAAUAUAUGUGUUACAAAAUAACCUACACGGAAGUGAUGAGCAAGUCCUUGUUGAGUUCAGGUGGGACAGACCUGAAAGGGAAAAUGGAAUAUUAACACAGUACAAGGUUUACUAUCAGCUAUUGAAUCAGAGCAGCACUGCUGGCACUCCCAUGGAGUGGAUUGAAAUCAAUGUUAAACCCAUCCAGAUGCUGUUUUCUCUCAAGGAUGUGCGUCCCAGCCUCACAGUAAGGUUUCAGGUGCAGGCCUUCACCUCUGUAGGUCCAGGACCUUUGUCUGAUAUGGCAGAGAGGAAUUCAUCAGAUCUUUUCCCUGUCCCAACUCUAAUAACUAUUUCUGCCAGCAAGUUGUUUCUUACUGACAUAGACAGUGGUCAAACUAUAUGGGAACUUUCAGCAGAGACUAAUGUAAAGGACAUCUGUUAUACUGCUAAUGAUGACAAAGCAUACCAUAUCAUUGAUGAUUCUCUUUUUGUUCUGAAUAUACAGAAUGCUUCAAUGUUUCAGUUUUUCAAAGAUGCAUAUCUUCACAAUGUCACAGCCAUCACAGUUGACUGGAUUGCAAGACAUCUCUUUGUUGCCCUGAAAACACCACAGGAUGAAACUCAAAUAUUUGUUAUUGAUCUUGAGCUCAAGAAAAAAUCUCUAAAAGCCUUGAACAUGCAGCUGGGCAAAAGUAAUUCAACUGUAUCAUCUCUGUUGUCAUAUCCUUUCUUAAGCCGCUUGUACUGGAUGGAAGAGCUUGAAAAUGGCAGCCACAUGUUUUAUUAUGAUAUUCUGAACAGCACUGUGCACCACAUCCUGGGACACGGAUUGGUAGAAAAACAGAUGAGGAACUACUGCACCUGUAAUGUCACAGAAGUGGAGCUAGGAAGACCUUUGAGUAUGGACUUGUCUGACUCCAAAAAUCCCCAGCUGCUUUUUAUCAGAGGAAGAGAUGAAAUAUGGGCCUCAGAUGUGGAUGGUUGCCACUGCUGGAGAAUUAUCAAAAUACCAAAUAUUCAAGGUAAUAAAAUUGGCAGCUUGACUGCAGAUCAGAAAUUUAUAUACUGGACCACUGAAACGAAAGAAUACACUGAAAUUUGGCUAGCAAAUAAAGAAAGCAGAAGACACUUUCUGCACAAGAGAGCAAACCAUAUGCUGAAAAUCUUAGCUUACAGCUCAGCAACACAAUCAUAUCCAGAUAAAAGAUGCCUGAUACUCUUGCCAGACACUGAGAAACCUACUAUCCUUGCUACAACUAACACCAGUUUUACAUUAAGCUUGCCAUCUGUCACACCACAGCAGCUAUGCCCUGGCAUAUCCCAGCCUACACCAACGUACCUGGUAUUUUCCAGACAAAUGACCAACAUCUGCAGGAACUCAAGACAAUGUUUGUCUGUUCCAGAACAAAACACAUUGGAAUAUCAGGGUCCUAUUGCUGUCUUAGAGAACCUACAGCCAUUUUCAAGUUAUGCCAUACAAGUUGCAGUGAAAAACUACUAUUCAGAUGAGGGAGCACUGCCUGUGGGAGAAGGCACAGUCGGCACAACUCUAUAUGGAG
This is a messenger RNA of Sturnus vulgaris (Common starling), 4818 nucleotides long. The record is from RefSeq and is a predicted model, not a curated record. NCBI's taxonomy places the organism in Eukaryota, Metazoa, Chordata, Aves, Passeriformes, Sturnidae.